CCCCAGAUACACCCGACAGCUUGGUAACUGAAAGCGCAGUUUUACUGGAGGGUCAAAAAUAAUACUCAGACAGCGUGAAAAUGCCGUGUGGCAAAAAUUUCAGACGGAGAAGGGAUUCGUCCGACGACGAGGACGAAGAUAAUGGGACUACACAAGAAGUCAGAUCGAAAGUAGAAGAGGCAAAAGAGCUACAGAGCUUGAGGAAACGACAGAGCGGAGUCAGUAUAACUGCCUUAUUGGUUGGAGAGAAACUCCCACCAGAAGCUGAAAUAGACAAUGAUCCAUUCAAACUGAAGACUGGAGGGGUUGUAGACAUGAAGAAAGUGAAAGACAGGAACAGAGACAUGACAGAAGAUGAAACAGACCUGAGCCUUGGCACAUCAUUCUCAGCGGAAACUAACAGAAGAGAUGAGGAUGCAGACAUGAUGAAAUAUAUCGAGACCGAGUUAAAAAAGAAGAAGGGCUUGGUGGAGGCUGAGGAGCAGAAAGUAAAGGUGAAAAAUGCGGAGGACCACCUGUACGAGCUGCCAGAGAGUAUCAGGGUCAACUCUGCCAAGAAGACGGAAGAGAUGUUGUCCAAUCAGAUGCUGAGCGGAAUCCCUGAAGUUGAUCUUGGCAUUGAUGCAAAGAUAAAAAACAUCAUCCAGACAGAAGAAGCAAAAGCCAAACUCUUGGCAGAACAAAGGAACAAAAAGAAAGACCAGGGCACUUCUUUUGUCCCCACAAACAUUGCUGUAAAUUACGUCCAACACAACCGCUUUUACCAUGAGGAUGUGAAUGCACCACAGAGGCAUCACAGGCACAAAGAAGAACCCAAAGCUAGACCGCUGCGGGUGGGAGAUACAGAGAAACCCGGUCCAGAAGCUCCAUCACCACCCAACCACCGCAAACGUCCAAACAACGAAAAAGCCACAGAUGACUACCACUAUGAGAAGUUUAAGAAGAUGAAUCGAAGAUAUUAGCAUGGAAAUACUCAACAUGUCGUCUUUCCUAGACUGAGGCAUAAUGACAGCUCCUGGAUUUGGUUACCUAUAGAGUAAUGAUGGCAGUACAUUGAGUGUUUUACCUUGUAAUUAUUGUAAAAAGCAUAUGUGGUCUGUUAGGCAUGUACUGUUCUGUGGUGUCCCAUUAAAUUAGGCUCUUCACAAAUCUUAAAAACAAUUUUAAUACUGUUUAAUAAAAGUGCUCAAAUAUCAA
Messenger RNA from Gambusia affinis (western mosquitofish), 1197 nucleotides. RefSeq names its product linkage group 03 C9orf78 homolog (gene lg03h9orf78). Gene Ontology annotation, cellular component: spliceosomal complex. The coding region runs from base 81 to 962 and encodes 293 amino acids. The transcript is spliced from 9 exons. Gene Ontology annotation, biological process: mRNA splicing, via spliceosome. Lineage: Eukaryota; Metazoa; Chordata; Actinopteri; Cyprinodontiformes; Poeciliidae. The record is from RefSeq and is a predicted model, not a curated record.